Messenger RNA from Trypanosoma brucei brucei TREU927, 786 nucleotides. RefSeq lists its product as hypothetical. NCBI's taxonomy places the organism in Eukaryota, Euglenozoa, Kinetoplastea, Trypanosomatida, Trypanosomatidae. The transcript has a single exon. Bases 1 to 786 code for a protein of 261 amino acids. The record is from RefSeq and is a predicted model, not a curated record.
AUGAUUAAGUUAUUAAUAUUAAUAUUAGCUGCUACCCCUUUGUCCCUCUACGAAAAAACACACGUCACCACAUAUCCGGUGAUGGGGUGCCAGAUUUCUGUGGGCACAACAGCUUCGCGGAGGAGCAAGGGUCUCAAUGCCACACGAAGUGGGGUUGAUGGGGCACUCACUUCAGGAACUGUAGAUGGUCGUGAUCCGAAAAGCACUGGCGCUGACAACUCAGUGAGCCUUGCUUACGCCGUGCCCGCGGUGAAACCGGUGACGUACAACGACUACCGUGGUUUUCAGGUGACUAUGGUCAACGGAACGCUCGCUAAGAUCAACAACAUAUGCCGUUGGCUUGAUACUGCUCUUGAUAAGCGGGAAAAAAAUGGCGGCUGGUGUAUGGACGUGCUCGCCGAGUCAGUCUCGUCCGGCAAGAUGGAAACUAGUUUCUAUUGUGAAAGCAUUGUCCAAGCUUCUCACCACGUUACCCAUUACUGUGGCCAAGAGAGGGCUAACGGUGUUGAAUACUUUGCAGAGGUACACUCACAGCAGGUAUUCGAAAAAUCCGCCGUUUCAAGGACCUUCGAUUGUCCCAGCGCAAAGUUCGUUUAUAACAGUAGAUUUGAGGAGAUCCCGAGACAGUCCGAUAUAACGACGACCCAACUCAACAAGGAGACGUCAGAUAGUGGCAUUCCAAAUGGGCGAGAAGCCAUGAUACGGUACUCGCCAACGUCUUCAGAGGACGGAGGUAGAUUAAACGAGGAAAGUGAGCGAGGCGAUGAGGGUGAAGGUAAUGAAUGA